AUGAGUUAUACUUCGGUCGGCCAGACGGACGGUGACGAUGCUGCCACUCCAAAAGGACAAACACCGCUCGUGUUCUCAAACUCGAUACCUGGUGGCAGCGGUGACGGUAGACCACAAGGGACCAGGAAGCGUCAAGUACCUUUCCUGAAAAGAAUUACCACAGGCUCAAGCCUCCAAAAACUUCGAAGCAAUCCGUAUGAGCACGAACCAGAUGAAAAGCAUGCGGCUUCACAAACCCCCACCAAAGAUGCCUCAACGACCCGCUACUUCUCGCACAAACGUCAGGCCCUCCGCGUCUUCAUCUCCUGCUUCCGCAUCUGGCUAUGGACAGUCCUAGCAUGCGCACUCCUCGCCGGCACACUCGCCGGCUUCUCCAGCUUCAAUUUCUUGCGUCGGCAGCUUCGGUACACCUUCAACGCCUUGAUCACUCUGCUAUCCGUUCUUCUUGGACUGGCGUUUGCGGCGCAGUUCAAGCGCUUUGCGGAGAUGAUGAGGUGGCGGAUUCUUGCGUCGGAGUAUAGGACGAUUGAGGAGUUUGAGGAGGUCCUUGGUGUUGAUUCGUGGAGGUCGGUGUACAGGCUCAUGGUGCGCAGCAGGAGAAAGGGCAGCUGGUUGCCGACUUCGAUGCAGGUGCUUGCGUUCUGUUGGUUGGCGCUCUUCAUUGCUUUCAACGUGUGCACUGCGCUAUUGGGUCUUACGUACUCAUUCGAAGUAUCCGACAGCUGGGUCUUGAUCGACCGAGGCAAUGUCAGUGUGGUUGAGCUAUCAUACCUGGCAUCCAGACCGUCCGAUGGUUCGGAAGCCAACACGAAUCUCGCGUUUCAGCAGAAUGCCGCGAACCUGUACGGGCAAUCUGGCCAGAACUUUCACGCACCCUGCGCAAACAUUACCGACACAUGGUUGCCGGAUGAGCCAGUCGUAUCAACAAAUUGCCCGGACGAGACGGACUACUGGUAUCGAUUCAUUGACGUCUCACCCGACAAUCCGCAAGCGCGAUUCCCGACCGAGCGCACAGUCAAUUCUUCAGCCACUUGUGUACCCCUGACAAUCGAAUACGGCGGAUAUGCGGGCAAUCAGGGCUACAUUUCGGAAAACUACACUCGAGACGCGUUGGUGUACUACAAUAGUGCGGGCGACUUUCGUUCGAUCAGGGUGACCUAUGCUGGGACCGGACGAACAACCUACAUCGGCGUCACGACAGAAGAUAUCUGUGGACCUCGCUGCAGCCAAGUGCUGGUGCUGUUGAGCGCCAACAACUACACCCAAGAGAUUGCCGAACAAUACGGCGUUCCGCGGUUCGCGCCGGAACCCCGGCUGUGGGAGUGCAACAAUACAGUCUCACAGGUGACCAACACUGACAAAGGUGGAUUCAGCAAUGAAACACGACUACAGCUGCCUGACAAGCAGGCUCAGUUGCUUGCUGGCGCUAUUGGGUGGUCAGGGAUCGAUCUCACCUUCGGUAAUCAGACAAGGGACUACCAGAACCAAAUCAACCCGGGAGACAAUCGGUAUAAUCUCAAUGGGACUGCCAGUGCGGCGUACGUGGCGUCAAACUUGAUGAGAUUCACCACUACGGCGAUCGCGGCGAUGGAUCAGCGCGGGGGGCCGAGGGUCAAUAUGACGGGUGACUACAGGCCUAGUCCGGCACAGUACCUGCGAGUCGAGUGGCAGUAUGCCGGCACUAUCCUCGCUGCUGUUCCGGUCAUUGAGUUUGUCAUGCUGCUCGCGGUGGUGUGGUUUAGCAGCAAGGUUGUUAUCUUGGAGCCGAGCUAUGUGAAGACAGCGCAUUUGAUGGAGCCAGUGGUGCAGAAAUUGGGGCCGGAGGGCAAGCUGAUGACUGUGAAGGAGAUUUCGAGGGUGCUGGGUGGUAAGGGAUAUAAGAUUGCGUAUAGUGUUAGGUUGGAUGAUGGUGAUUCGGGUGAUCACCAUGACCGGGGCUUCGUGAGGCAGCUUGAUGUCGUUGAGGAGGGUGGGCAUGGAGGGAAGAUUGGGCGGCAGAUGCCUAGUGGUAGAUACAGCUAG
Messenger RNA from Cyphellophora attinorum, 2022 nucleotides. RefSeq lists its product as uncharacterized. The transcript is spliced from 2 exons. The coding region runs from base 1 to 2022 and encodes 673 amino acids. The record is from RefSeq and is a predicted model, not a curated record. Lineage: Eukaryota; Fungi; Ascomycota; Eurotiomycetes; Chaetothyriales; Cyphellophoraceae.